UGAAAGAAAGAUGGCUGCGUGCACGGUGAAGUUGUGAGUCAACAACCGGGUGGGUUUAAAUUUCUUUAAAUUCUUUUUUUUGACAUGCUAAUAUGAUGAACUGCUCGUUUAAAUUGCUUCAUACCGUAACGGCGAAAUCACGGGACUGGAAAUAGAAGCAUUGCCCCUAGUUCAUCUGCCUGCCAGCUGACAGACAGUUAUAUUCAAAGAGAGAACCAUGCAGGGGGUGGUAAGAAGGCUUGUUGUGUAUCCACUGGGCGUAACCUGGUUGAGCAGAACCAGCGGUGCACUCCUGGCCCUAAGGAUACGAACCCUUUUCAGUGAGACAGGAGUGUGGGAGAAAGACUAUCGACCAGAGACUCGAUCCAGAUUGGAAGAAUGGUGGCACCCACGGAUCAUGGCACAGUGGCAGAAGGAUGCUCUGAAAGAGGGUUCUGAUAAGAAGAAGUUUUACGUCCUCUCAAUGUUUCCAUACCCAUCAGGGCGACUGCACAUGGGCCACGUACGAGUGUACACCAUCAGCGAUGUGAUCGGACACUUUCAGAGAAUGAGGGGGCAUCAGGUAUUAAACCCAAUGGGUUGGGAUGCUUUUGGGCUUCCAGCAGAGAAUGCAGCCAUUGAGAGAGGUCUUAACCCAGAGGAGUGGACUAAAGGUAACAUACAGUCCAUGCAGGAACAGUUAAACAGUCUUGGCCUUUGCUUUAACUGGGACCGGGAAGUGACCACCUGUCUUCCAGAAUACUACAAGUGGACUCAGUACCUCUUCCUGAAGCUUUUUGAAGCAGGGCUGGCAUAUCAGAAGGAGGCCAUAGUGAACUGGGAUCCUGUUGACCAAACGGUACUAGCUGAUGAGCAGGUGGAUGAAAAUGGUCACUCCUGGAGGUCUGGAGCUCUGGUGGAGAAGAAAAUGCUCAAACAGUGGUUCAUCAAGACCACAAACUAUGGAAAGUCUCUCCUGGAUGCCUUGGCAGAACUUCCAGAGUGGUAUGGGGUCAAAGCCAUGCAAGCAAACUGGAUUGGAGAGUGCACAGGAUGCUACUUUGAUUUCAAACUCAAGAUGGGGGGUGAGGAGACGGGGGAGACGCUGGCAGCCUACAGCUCCUCUCCAGAGAUGGUUUUUGGAGCUUCUCACCUGUCCAUCCUUCCCUCACACAGACUGUUGCACGGCAGCAGCUCAGUGCGCGCUGUGCUGGAGGAAGCCUUUCAGCCCGGCAGAGACUCGCUGACUGCGGUCACUGCUCACAACCUGUUUACUGGUCACGAGGUCCCCCUGGUCAUCUCCCACAAGGAGGCAUUUGAUGGUUAUCUGGACACAGUGGUUGGUAUCCCAGAAUCCUGUGAGGAAGAUCUGUCUGUAGCUACAGCACUCAAUCUGAAGUGGACCACUGUGUUAACAAACCAAGAUGAAGAUGGAACCCAAACUCUGCUCAACUCUCAUGAGUUCACAGGCCUUACCAGAGAGCAGGCAUUUCACUCAAUUACCCAGAAGGCCAGAGAACAAAAGGUCGGUGGACAUCUCACCAGUUCCAAACUCAGGGAUUGGUUGAUAUCAAGACAACGGUACUGGGGCACACCCAUCCCUGUGGUGCAUUGUGGAGCUUGUGGUCCAGUUGCGGUCCCUGAAGAGGAGUUACCAGUUAUUCUGCCAAAGCUGUCAUCGCUUACAGGAAAGGGCGCAUCGCCUCUGGAGACUGCACAUGACUGGGUCAAUUGCAGAUGUCCCAGAUGUAAAGGUCCAGCGAGGCGGGAGACGGACACUAUGGACACAUUUGUGGACUCGGCAUGGUAUUACUUCAGAUACACAGAUCCUCAUAACCACGGCAGACCCUUUGAGCGCCACCUAGCAGACUACUGGCUGCCUGUAGACGUGUACAUUGGAGGGAAGGAGCACGCUGUCAUGCACUUGUAUUACGCUCGCUUCCUCUGUCAUUUCUGCAAAGACCAGGGUCUUGUGGGUCACAGAGAGCCUUUUCGGAAGCUGCUGGUCCAGGGUCUGAUCAAAGGCCAAACUUUCAAACUGGCAGACAGUGGGCAGUACCUGAAGAGAGAAGAAAUAGACUUCACAGGUACGGAGCCAUUGACGUUGGACGGUGGACGUGUUGAGGUGACAUGGGAGAAAAUGAGCAAAUCCAAAUGCAACGGACUGGAUCCCCAAGAAGUGGUGCAGCAGUAUGGUGUGGACACUGUUCGACUCUACAUCCUUUAUGCUGCACCACCUGAACAGGACAUUCUCUGGAAUGUCAAGACGGAUGCCAUUCCUGGGGUCCUGCGAUGGCAGUCUCGACUGUGGCGGCUGGUCAGUAAGCUGAGGGGGGCUCGAGAGCUUGGAGAUGUACCUGAUCCGUCCCUUCUGAAAAAGAAAGAGCAUGAAGAAGUCAAGACGAUCUGGUCAAACAAGAACUGUGCUAUUCAACAGGUAGCAACAUUAUUCCCUAUAAACAUAUAUGUGAAUUCACCAUUUUCUCGUCUGAUGGGACUGUCCAACACGCUAAUGCGGACACUCAGGGUGGUGCAGCACAGCACAGAGUUUGAGGAAGCUCUCGCUACGCUGGUUGUCAUGACAGCACUGGCCCCUCACCUGGCAUCUGAACUUUGGGCAGGUCUUUGCCAUGUGAGAAACCCCAUCACGUCGCUUGUUCUGCGUGGAGGAGACGUGCUGCAGCAGCCCUGGCCGACUGUGGACCCCGAGUACCUCAUAACUCCAGACUAUGUGGAGCUGUCUGUAUUGAUAAACAACAAGGCAUGUGGGAAGCUGACGGUGCCUCAGCAGGUGUCCAAAGAUGUGGAGAGUCUGCAGCGGCUGGUUUUAGAGAGCCCACUUGGACAGACGUUUCUCUGUGAACACACCAUCAAACGAGCCAUCCUUUCCCCCAGGACCACGCUCAUCAACUUCCUCACUGAGGAGUAAUUGUUGGGUAUCAAGGACUAAUUUUGCAACUGUAAAGUGGAUGCGUAUGCCUGGCAAUCAGUGAGUUAAAGGGUAAGUUCACUUUUUUCUUUUUUUGUGACAUUAAACUCUUCUUAGCAAUCAAGCCUCUGAGUGUUCAACCCACAUUGAUGAUUACUGUGUGAGAAAUUAUCUUUUGAAAAAAAAUAUUUUGGAAGCACUGAAUGACAGUGAAUAGGGCAACUCUCACUCAAGUUACAAUAACACUAACAGUCUACUGUAUAAUCAUCAGCACCUCUGUGGGAAUCGACAUUUGAAGAAAUAUGGCUAGCCAGGUGUAUUUUUUUCUAAUAUACCAGUUUAUUAACUGCAUCAGUGUAAGAAAGUGGUUCCACUCAGUUUCUUUCCUGCUUAUCUCAUACACGGGUUAGGUGGGAUUUUUUUCAGAACUGUUUUACUAAAGUACAUUAUAAUAAAUGAUGUAAAGGAUUUAGUAAAACCAAAAACAAAUGAUUUAGUAAAACCAAAAUUGGAAUUUAUUAAUACAGUGCAUCCAGAAAGUAUUCACAG
Messenger RNA from Thalassophryne amazonica, 3457 nucleotides. It is a transcript of the gene lars2, whose product is annotated as leucyl-tRNA synthetase 2, mitochondrial. Gene Ontology annotation, molecular function: ATP binding; aminoacyl-tRNA deacylase activity; leucine-tRNA ligase activity. Gene Ontology annotation, cellular component: mitochondrion. The record is from RefSeq and is a predicted model, not a curated record. Gene Ontology annotation, biological process: leucyl-tRNA aminoacylation; mitochondrial translation. Lineage: Eukaryota; Metazoa; Chordata; Actinopteri; Batrachoidiformes; Batrachoididae.